CCCGCCACACGUGAUCCCCGAAUCAAGGACCCAGUAUGGCGGAGUCUGUCAGACGGUGCCUCUGUCGCUUCUGCGCGGUCCGGCGGAACUCAGAUGACUGCCGUUAAUCAGCUGCUGGCUGGAUUUGUCGAGACGACGAGCAGAAACCGCUGCUGUGCUGGAACUAAAUCUGAAGUUUUGAAAACGCGUCAGCCGCUCCAAACAUCAUGACUUCCCAGAGUCAUUCAGACUCUCAGAUGGACCAGACUGUGGAGCUUUUGAAGCCGUCGGCGUUUGACCACAUUCCCACAGUGGAGCUGAGUUCCGCUCUGCCUGUGAGGGUUCCUCCUGCCGCCAUCCCCAUGGACCUGCGCGUGGAGCAGAUGCAGACGCUGGACUCGAGCCGGCGCGAGCAGCAGGAGAUGCUGGCGCUCAAACACAAGCAGCAGCUGCAGCGGCAGAUCCUCAUCGCCGAGUUCCAGCGGAAACACGAGCAGCUCUCGCGCCAACACGAGGCCCAGUUACAGGAGCACAUGAAGCAGGAGCUUCUGGCCCUCAAGCAUCAGCAGGAGCUGCUGGAGCAUCAGAGGAAGAUGGAGCAGGAGCUGGAGAAACAGCAGCGCGAGCAGAAGCUCCAGCUCCUCAAGAACAAAGAACGCGGCCAAGAGAGUGCGGUGGCCAGUACAGAGGUGAAGAUGCGUCUGCAGGAGUUUGUUCUGAAUAAAAAGAAAGCACUCGCUCAGCGCAGUCUCAACCACUGCAUCUCCAACAACCCACGCUACUGGUAUGGGAAAACUCAGCACAGUUCUUUGGAUCAGAGCUCCCCUCCUCAGACCGCCGUCAGUACCUACAACCCUCCUGCCAUGGGCGUCUACGACUCCAAAGACGACUUUCCACUGCGCAAAACAGCGUCUGAACCAAACCUGAAGCUGCGUUCGCGGCUGAAGCAGAAGGUGUCGGAGCGGAGGAGCAGCCCAUUACUGCGCCGCAAAGACAGUCCCAUCAGCACGCUGAAGAAACGCUCUCUGGACAUGGCAGAUUCGGCGUGUAGCAGCGCUCCUGGAUCUGGACCCAGUUCCCCAAACAACAGCUCACACGGAAACCUGUGCGAGAACGGCAUCAGCGUGACUGAGUCGUCUCACAGGCCGGCUGGUCAGGACGGGUCGGUUAGUCAGCUGUCGCUCUACACGUCUCCUUCACUACCCAACAUCACCCUGGGUCUGCCGGCCACUGCCACCAACGUGACGUCUACCCAGCUUGACAGCGAAUGUUUGUCUGUGACCGGUUUACCCAUAAGCACUCCAUUCCUGGUCACCCCUCACCUGCCGUCAUUUCUUGGCAAUUCGGAGACUGCAAACUCCCACAAUGCACUGCUGCAGCACAUGGUCCUUCUGGAGCAAUCAGCCCCACCGAGUCCUUUAGCCGUAGAGACACCUAGGAGAGCACAGCAGGCUCUUUUACUGGAGCAGCAGAGGAUCCAUCAGCUCAGAAACUACCAGGCAUCCAUGGAGGAGGCUGGUGCAUUGGUCAGUUUCCCAGGGCACCGUCCUCUGUCCAGAGCCCAGUCAUCUCCUGCUUCCGCCUCCUUCAUCAGCUCGCAGGAGCAGCCUUCCAAACCACAUUUUACCACAGGUCUGGUGUAUGACUCUCUCAUGCAGAAGCACCAGUGCAUGUGUGGAAACACCAACGCGCACCCCGAACACGCCGGGCGCAUCCAGAGCAUCUGGUCUCGGCUGCAGGAGACGGGCCUGCGCAGCCAGUGUGAGUGUAUCCGUGGGAGAAAAGCCACAUUAGAGGAACUGCAGACGGUUCAUUCUGAAGCUCAUGUCAUGUUGUAUGGGACCAACCCACUACGGCAGAAACUGGACAGUUCUGUCAUCUCCAUGUUCGUCAGGCUGCCGUGUGGUGGUAUUGGGGUGGACAGUGACACGGUCUGGAAUGAAGUUCACUCGUCGAGCGCAGCGCGUCUGGCCGUCGGUUCUGUGGUCGAACUCGUCUUCAAAGUGGCAUCGGGAGAGCUGAAGAACGGCUUCGCUGUGGUCCGGCCGCCGGGACACCACGCAGAGGAGAGCACGCCCAUGGGCUUCUGUUACUUUAACUCUGUUGCCAUAGCAGCUAAACUCCUACAGCAAAGACUCAAUGUCGGCAAAAUUCUGAUUGUUGAUUGGGACGUUCAUCAUGGCAACGGAACACAACAAGCGUUCUACGACGAUCCCAGAGUUUUGUACGUUUCGCUUCAUCGAUACGACGAUGGCAAUUUCUUCCCAGGCAGCGGCGCUCCUGAAGAGGUGGGCAGUGGGCCGGGAGUCGGUUUCAACGUCAACGUGGCGUUUACUGGAGGUCUGGAGCCACCGAUGGGCGACGCAGAGUACCUCGCUGCCUUCAGGUAAAAGAGUCUCAAACACGUUCUGCUUGUACAAUGAAUAACAGUCUUACUGAAUUUACGU
This is a messenger RNA of Sinocyclocheilus grahami, 2426 nucleotides long. Its product is annotated as histone deacetylase 4-like. The transcript has 20 exons. Bases 207 to 2369 code for a protein of 720 amino acids. Gene Ontology annotation, biological process: negative regulation of transcription by RNA polymerase II. Gene Ontology annotation, molecular function: histone deacetylase activity. The record is from RefSeq and is a predicted model, not a curated record. NCBI's taxonomy places the organism in Eukaryota, Metazoa, Chordata, Actinopteri, Cypriniformes, Cyprinidae.